AUGACCCCCACCCUCACGGCCCUGCUCUGCCUUGGGCUGAGUCUGAGCUCCAGGACCCACGGGCAGGCAGGGACCCUCCCCAAACCCACCCUCUGGGCUGAGCCAGAUUCUCUGAUCACCUGGCGGAGCCCUGGUACCAUCUGGUGUCAGGGGACCCUGGGUGCCGAGAAAUACCGUCUGGAUAAAGAGGGAAGACAAGAGCCCUGGGACACACAGAAACCACUGGAGCCUGGGGACAAGGCCAAGUUCAACAUCCCAUCCACGACAGAGCACUAUGCAGGGCGAUAUCACUGUUACUAUUACAGCCCUGAUGGAUGGUCAGAGCCCAGUGACCCCCUGGAGCUGGUGGUGACAGGAUUCUAUCAUAGUAAACCCACCCUCUCAGCCCUGCCAAGCCCUGUCGUGACCUCAGGAGGGAAAGUGACCCUCCAGUGUGGCUCACAGGAGGGAUUUGGCAGGUUCAUUCUGAUCGAGGAAGGGAACAAGCUCUCCUGGACCCAGGACUCUCAGCAAUCCUCCUACAGGCAGUACCAGGCCCUGUUCCCUGUGGGCCCCGUGACCCCCAGCCACAGGUGGACGUUCAGAUGCUAUGGCUAUUACAGGAACUCCCCACAGGUGUGGUCGGAACCCAGUGACCCCCUGGAGCUACUGGUCUCAGGUUCGUCUAGGAAGCCCUCCCUGCUCAGCCCGCAAGGCCCUGUCCUGGCCCCUGGACAAAACCUGAUCCUCCAGUGUCGCUCUGAUGUCGGCUACAACAGAUUUGCUCUGUCCCAGGAGGGGGAACAUGGCCUCCCCCAGCGCCCUGGCCGGCAGCCCCAGGCUGGGCUGACUCAGGCCGAAUUCCCCCUGGGCCCUGUGAGCCGCUCCCACAGGGGCCAGUACAGAUGCUACGGUGGACAGAACCUCUCCUCCGAGUGGUCGGCCCCCAGCGACCCCCUGGACAUCCUGAUCGCAGGACAGCUCCCUGACACACCCUCCCUCUCGGCACAGCCAGGCCCCAUGGUGGCCUCGGGAGAGGACGUGACCUUGCUGUGUCAGUCAUCGAGGAGGAUGGACACUUUCCUUCUGACCAAGGAGGGGGCAGCCGAUCCCCCCCUGCGUCAAAGAUCAAAGUACAAAGCUCGAAGGUACCAGGCUGAAUUCUCCAUGAGUCCUGUCACCUCAGCCCACAGGGGCACCUACAGGUGCUACAGCUCACUCAGCACCUCCCCCUACCUGUUGUCACUGCCCAGUGACCCCCUGGAGCUCGUGGUCUCAGGAUCAUCUGGGCACUCCAGCCCCCCAACCACAGGGCCCUCCUCAGUACCUGGUAAGUCACGAAAGUGUCUCGUUUCAGAGGGGGUGCAGCCCGCCCCAGGGCCGCUCCGAGUCUCUCACCGUCUCCUUCCCUCAUAUUCUCAAGGAUGGGCUGUCGGGGGUGGCACUCAGGCAGAAAUGCGGGGACCCCAGGCUCCCAGGGCUCUGAGGCGGGUCUGGUGAGGGG
Messenger RNA from Propithecus coquereli (Coquerel's sifaka), 1483 nucleotides. RefSeq names its product leukocyte immunoglobulin-like receptor subfamily A member 6. Lineage: Eukaryota; Metazoa; Chordata; Mammalia; Primates; Indriidae. Gene Ontology annotation, molecular function: inhibitory MHC class I receptor activity. The coding region runs from base 1 to 1479 and encodes 492 amino acids. The transcript is spliced from 7 exons. The record is from RefSeq and is a predicted model, not a curated record. Gene Ontology annotation, biological process: cytokine-mediated signaling pathway.